Ilex paraguariensis (yerba mate) is the source of this 3243-nucleotide messenger RNA. The record is from the annotation of a GenBank genome assembly. Lineage: Eukaryota; Viridiplantae; Streptophyta; Magnoliopsida; Aquifoliales; Aquifoliaceae.
AUGUCAAUGUCACAGUCCACUGGGAGAGAUCACGCAGAGUCCCUCCAUAUGGAAUUGACAGCCGACAUUGGAGAGAGUUUCAGGUCGUCCUUUCAUCUCCAUGCAUCAAGUUUUAGGAGUGCUUCGGAUGCAAGGUCAUCUAGACAAAAUGAAGAUGAAGUUGAAUUACAGUGGGCUGCAAUCGAGAGACUACCCACAUACAAACGACUUAGAUUAUCAUUGUUCGAUCAUACAAAUUUACAUGGCAGCAACAAAGAGGAAGGUAAGGCUGUGAUUGACGUUACCAAACUUGGAGCCCUUGAACGACAUGUUUUCAUUGAGAAACUCCUGAAUAAAAUUGAAAAAGACAAUCACCGCCUGUUUCAGAAAGUGAAAGAGAGAAUGGACAGGGUGGGUCUGGAACUGCCUACUGUGGAAGUAAGAUACCACAAUUUAACUAUAGAAGCAGAAUGUGAAGUAGUUCAAGGGAAGCCCCUUCCUACUCUUUGGAACACCCUCAAAAGCUUUUCAUGCGCUAUCACAAAUGUUUUUGGGCAAAAUUCUCAUGCAAACAAGAUUGAAAUCCUGCAAGGUGUCCACGGCAUCAUCAAGCCUUCAAGGAUGACACUACUACUCGGGCCUCCAGGCUGUGGGAAAACCACUUUAUUACGAGCACUCGCUGGGAAACUUGACCAAUCUCUCAAGGUCUUAGGAGACAUCUCCUACAACGGUUACAAGCUGAAUGAGUUUGUUCCUCAAAAGACAUCAGCCUAUAUUAGCCAACAUGAUCUUCACAUUUCCGAAAUGACUGUAAGAGAAACACUCGACUUCUCAGCACGUUGUCAGGGAAUCGGAAGUAGAGCAGGCAAAAUCAUGAUGGAAAUCAGUAGAAGAGAGAAGCAAGCAGAAAUUAUCCCAGAUCCAGACAUAGACACAUACAUGAAGGCAAUUUCCAUUGAAGGAUCAAAAAGAAAUCUCCAGACAGACUAUAUUCUUAAGAUUCUUGGACUAGAUAUUUGUGCAGAUACUAUUGUGGGAGAUGCAAUGAGAAGAGGAAUAUCAGGAGGUCAAAAGAGAAGGCUAACAACUGGGGAAAUGAUAAUUGGACCCGCAAAAGUUCUCCUAAUGGAUGAAAUAUCAAAUGGCUUAGAUAGUUCAACCACCUUCCAGAUUGUUACUUGUCUGCAGACGUGGGCACACAUCACAGAAUCCACCAUUUUUGUGUCACUUCUUCAGCCAUCACCUGAGAUGUAUGAUCUCUUUGAUGACAUUAUCUUAAUGGCUAAGGGGAAAACUGUAUACCAUGGACCUCGAGAUAAAGUUUUGGAGUUUUUUGAGGAUUGUGGUUUCAGGUGUCCACCAAGAAAAGGCAUUGCCGACUUUCUUCAAGAAGUAGUUUCUGAAAAGGAUCAAGCACAGUAUUGGUAUCAUGAAGACCAACAACCUCACAGUUAUGUUUCUGUUGAAGAGUUUGGAAAAAUGUUCAAGGAAUUUCAUGUGGGUCAAAAGUUAGAUGAAGAGCUCUCUCAGCCUUUUAGUAAAACUGAGUUGCACAAAAAUGCUUUGUCAUUUACAAUGUACUCUCAUGGAAAAUGGGAGCUACUUAAAGCAUGCAUGACUAGAGAAUGGCUUCUUAUGAAGCGUAACUCAUUUGUCCAUAUAUUCAAAUCUGCACAGCUGGUAGUCACAGCCCUAAUAGCAAUGACAGUCUUUAUACGAACACAUGUGAGUAUUGACAUCACCCACGCAAAUUUAUACAUGGGUUCUCUAUUUUUUGCGCUCAUUAGACUUAUGGUCAAUGGAAUAGCAGAGUUGUCAUUGACUGUUUCCAGAAUUGCAGUCUUCUACAAGCAAAGAGAUGUCUACUUUUACCCUGCGUGGACUUAUUCCAUUCCAGCAGCAAUCCUAAAAAUUCCAUUUUCAUUUCUGGAUGCUUUUCUUUUUACAGCCCUCACCUAUUAUGUAAUUGGGUACAGUCCUGAACCAGAAAGGUUUUUUGGCCAAUUUCUCAUCCUAUUCCUUCUACAUCAAGUAUCUAUAUCAUUGUUCCGUUUAACUGCGUCUGUGUUCCAGAAUCCAUCGGUUGCAGCAUCUUGCGGGCUCUUCUGCUUGUUAGUGAUGUUUUUAUUUGGUGGUUUCACAAUUCCACAACCUACUUUGCCUGUUUGGUUGAAAUGGGGCUGUUGGCUUUCUCCAUUAACGUAUGCAGAGAUCGGUGCUUCAGUAAAUGAAUUCCUUGCUCCAAGUUGGCAAAAGGUCUUGUCUUCAAAUGCUACAAUAGGGCAACAGGUUCUAGCACAACGGGGACUAAACUACAGCAGCUACUUUUACUGGAUAUCAAUUGGAGCAUUAAUUGGAUUUUGGUUUGCUUACAACCUUGGAUUCACCUUUGCUCUGGGUUAUUUAAAGCCUCCAGGAAGAUCUCGGGCUAUUGUUUCUCCUAAAAGGCUCUCGGACCAUAGUGAUAGUGUUGAAAAAAACAUGGGCAACAUACGUCAAGAAAAUGAAAUGCCUCAUAUUAUUUCUUCCAAACCUCCUGUGGAAGCAAAAAAAGUAGGGACUGUUUUACCUUUCGAGCCAAUGACAGUAACAUUUGAGAGUGUGCAAUAUUUUGUUGAUACUCCGAAGAAAAUGAGAGAACAAGGCUUUGAACAAAAAAAAAUACAGCUUCUUCAAGAUAUUACUGGAGCAUUUAGGCCUGGAGUUCUUACAGCUUUAAUGGGUGUUAGUGGAGCUGGAAAGACAACACUAAUGGAUGUUCUUUCUGGACGAAAAACUGGUGGUGUCAUUGAAGGAGAUAUAAGAAUUGGAGGUUACCCAAAGGUCCAGCAUACAUAUGCCAGAAUAUCUGGUUACUGUGAGCAAAAUGACAUGCAUUCUCCACAAAUUACAAUAGAAGAGUCAGUGAUGUACUCUGCAUGGUUACGUUUGCCAUCUCAGAUUGAUCGAAGUACAAAAUCUGAAUUUGUUGCAGAAGUUCUUCAAAUGAUUGAACUCGACAUUAAUAAAGAUGCUUUAGUUGGCUUUCCUGGUGUUGGUGGUAUAUCUACUGAGCAGCGUAAACGGCUAACUACUGCAGUAGAGCUUGUUUCGAAUCCAUCCAUUAUAUUCAUGGAUGAACCCACUACUGGCUUAGAUGCCAGAGCAGCUGCAAUUGUUAUGCGAGCAGUGAAGAACAUUGUAAAUACAAAAAGGACAGUUGUGUGCACCAUUCACCAGCCAAACAUUGGCAUUUUUGAUGCAUUUGAUGAGGUAAUUCACUAG